CAUAAAGGUGGAGGUGUAUGCGCAAUUGUUAAACAAAAUAUUCCAUGCGAUCUAGUAUUCACUGAAUCAAAAAACAAAUCUUUCGAAAUCCUAGCUAUUGAUCUACAUGUCAACGUUAUGCCGCUUAGGCUUAUAAACAUAUACCGGCCACCGUCCGCAACUUAUAACGACACUAUUGUCCUGCUGAAUAAACUAGCUGACUUAACCGACCAUCCGGGUCAAUUAAUUAUAAUAGGAGACUUUAAUAUUACCGGCAUUACAUGGAACCCACGCGCUCCCUGCUCUAACACUAGAUUGGGAACACUUUUGCUCGAUUUCUGCAGGUCGCAUGACCUGGUCCAACACGUCAAUGUCCCAACAAGGUCACAUAACACCUUAGAUUUGAUAUUCAGUAAUUGCAAGCUCAGCGCAAUUAGUGCUAAAGGUCCACUUGGUAAAAGCGAUCACCAACAGCUACGUUUUUCUCUGGACAUACUUACUGAACCGCGACGGGAAUACAAAGAGCAAUAUGAUUUCAAAAGCAUUGACAUGUUUGCUUGCGCAAGUUACAUUGAAAAUAUAAGCUGGCUAGAGUUAUUUUCACCUACGAACUCAAUAGAUACGAUGUAUGUUUCAAAUAUUCUUGGAACAUAUGAGCAACGCGUUUGAAAUUUCAGUGCCUAUAAAAUUAAUUCAAAAAGGUGAACCUUCACCCCCACCAUAUUUAACCUUCCUCAAAGAAUUUGUUGAUAAAUUAUACACCACAACUGCGAAAACACGCAACAUGGAAGCAUUUCUUUUUUAUGUAUACACUUCUAGAAAAUAUAGGAAAAAGCUUUUAAAAUACCAAAGAAACCUCGAAUUAAAAGCGCUCAAAUCCAGAGGGAACGCUAAGUUCACCCAUGAUGUAAAGAAUCUCAUCAAACCUAAACAGAUAAUUAUACCUAGUUUAACAACGGAAUCGGGAGUUUUAGUCAGUGCAGACCAAGAAAAAGCGGAACUGCUUGCAAAUAGCUUUAAAAAACAGUAUAUCAAUAAAACUACUAAGCCAUUGUGUGUUCCAUCAAAUUACCAAUCCAAUCAACCUAUUCCCUGGAUAACGGAUCAUGAAAUGUUAAAAAUGAUAAUGAAAUCUAAAAGCUCAUGUUCAGAAACAUCAGAUGGAGUGCCUUUUAAAUUUCUCAAAAUAAUAGCGCCCCUAAUUAGUAGUCCGUUAGCGCAACUAUGCAAUUUGACUAUGAUGCAUGGCAAUUUGCCGAACUGCUGGAAAGAAUCAAUAAUCAUUCCAUUGAACAAAGUUGCCAAACCUAAAGUCCCAACAGAUUUUAGACCUAUAAGCCUGACCUCUCACAUAUGCCGCAUUUAUGAAAGAUGUAUUCUAACAAAAAUUCUUCCAUUUCUAGAAGAAAAUGAGUUUUGGAACAAAGCGCAACAUGGUUUUCGGCCAAAAAAAUCUACCAUCACUUGUAUGCUAGAAGCAGUAAACGAUUGGACAGAUGCACUUGACGAAAAACACCAAGUAGAUAUCAUCUAUCUUGAUUUUGCUAAGGCGUUUGAUAGGGUUCCUCAUUGCCAACUGAUUGAUAAGCUUCUUGAUCUCAAACUUAAUAAAAACCUAGUUUGCUGGCUAAUUUCAUUCUUAAGUAAUCGAAAAUUUUGCGUAAAGGUUGGAAAAACUUACUCAACCUCAAAUACUGCAGAAUGCGGAGUCCCACAAGGGGCCGUAUUAUCACCUUUACUAUUUGGUAUUUUCGUUAAUAAUAUUCCGGACAUACUUCCCGCGAAUGUUUACUGUAAACAAUUUGCAGAUGACCUCAAGCUUUAUACCAAAAUCUCCAAAAGUUCACUAACUAGUCCACUUCAGGAAGCUAUAAACGUUAUUGUUAACUGGUCUAAAUCCUCAAAACUAGCCCUAAACAAUACAAAAACCGUUUGUAUAAGCUUAGGUAGUAAUGCAAAAGACUUUGACUACAGAAUCGAAGGAGAUCCGAUAAGAAGAAAUAAUGUAAUCCGCGAUUUAGGUUUCUUAAUAAAUAAUAAAUUGACUUUUACUGAACAUUGGGAAAAAGCAGUAAAUCACGCAAAGUAUUUAAUAUAUGUAAUCUUUAAUCACUACAGCAGCGACAACUCUAGGCUCCAAACGUUACUGUACAAAACGUUCGUCCGUCCAGUGCUAGAAUAUGGUACUGUAGUCAGUGCCCCAUUGAAAAAACAAACUGUGAAAGCAAUAGAAUCCGCACAAAAUCUUUUCACGAGAAAACUCUAUUGUAGACAAAAAGGUAAAUAUGUCAAAAUAAAUGACCCGGACUACUUGACAUCUAUUCGCCGAAAUGAGCUAUUUGGCCUAGCAUCGUUAGAAUCUCGACGCAAGGCAAUUGAUAGGAAGUUUGUUUCCAAGCUUCUGGCGCAUAAAGUUGACAUGGACAUCAAAAAUUUCUUUCAAAUAAGUGAAUCUAACAAAACGCGAACCAAAACUAAGUUCAUCUGGAAAAAUGCAGAACUACAAUAA
Caenorhabditis elegans is the source of this 2488-nucleotide messenger RNA. The record is from the annotation of a RefSeq genome assembly. Lineage: Eukaryota; Metazoa; Nematoda; Chromadorea; Rhabditida; Rhabditidae.